This is a messenger RNA of Quercus lobata, 1320 nucleotides long. RefSeq names its product exocyst complex component EXO70H1-like. Gene Ontology annotation, biological process: exocytosis. Gene Ontology annotation, molecular function: phosphatidylinositol-4,5-bisphosphate binding. The transcript has a single exon. Bases 1 to 1320 code for a protein of 439 amino acids. Gene Ontology annotation, cellular component: exocyst. The record is from RefSeq and is a predicted model, not a curated record. NCBI's taxonomy places the organism in Eukaryota, Viridiplantae, Streptophyta, Magnoliopsida, Fagales, Fagaceae.
AUGGCGAUGGCGGAUUUGAAAGCCAUUGCGGAUUGUAUGAUAUCGUCUGGUUAUGGAAGAGAGUGCGUCAAGAUUUACAAGACAAUUCGGAAAUCGAUUGUCGAUGAGUCGCUGUAUCAUCUCGGUGUUGAGAGGCAGAUUAGUCUUUCACACUUGCAAAAGAUGGAUUGGGAAAUGGUGGAGUUGAAAAUCAAAACCUGGUUGAACGCAGUGAAGGUCGCCGUGAAAACACUCUUUUACGGCGAGAGAAUUCUCUGUGACCACGUAUUCUCAGCCUCGGAUUCUAUCAGAGAGUCUUGCUUCUCUGAGAUUUCCAAAGAGGGCGCACUAAUCCUGUUUGGAUUCCCGGAAACCGUGGCAAAGUGCAAGAAAACCCCGGAGAAAAUGUUUCGCACACUGGACCUAUACGAAGCAAUAUCAGACCUCUUGCCUGAAAUCCAAUCCAUCUUCUCGUACGAGUCAACCUCCACCGUCCGAUCACAGGCCAUUAAUUCCUUGAUCAAACUCGGCGAUGCGGUGCGUACAAUGUUAACGGAUUUCGAAACCGCCAUUCAAAAAGACCCGUCAAAAGCUACAGUCCCAGGCGGUGGGGUCCACCCAUUGACACGUUACGUGAUGAACUAUAUCUCUCUCCUCGCCGAUUACAGUGACGCACUCGCCGAUAUAGUCGCCGACUGGCCUUUAAAUCUACAAACUCCAUUACCUGAAUCAUAUUUCGGUAGCCCAAGCGAGCUUGAUGAUAGCCCAGUUUCCGUACGAUUUGCGUGGCUAGUCUUGGUUUUACUCUGCAAACUCGACGGCAAAGCCGAGCUAUACAAGGACGUGGCGCUCUCGUACUUGUUCUUAGCCAAUAAUCUCCAAUACGUCGUCGCCAAGGUCCGCAGUUCGAAUUUGAAGCUUUUUCUCGGUGAUGAUUGGGUGAAUAAGCAUGAGUUGAAGGUGAAACAGUACGCUUCGAAUUACGAGAGAAUGGGAUGGAGCAAAGUGAUAUCUUCGUUGCCGGAAGAUCCAACGGCUGAGAUUUCGCCGGACCAAGCGAGGGACUGUUAUAAGAAAUUCGGGGCGGCGUUUGAAGAGGCUUAUAAGAAACAGAGUUCGUGGGUCGUGCCCGACCCGAAACUGAGAGACGAGAUUAAAGUUUCGGUGGCGAGAAAGCUUGGUGCGGCAUACGGGAAUUUCUAUGAGAAGAAUCGGGGCGGGCCGGGGUCAUUUGUCAAAUUUGCCCCUGAUGAUUUGGGGAAUUACUUGUCGGAUUUGUUCUAUGGGAAUGGGAGUACAGGGAGUGUUUCGUCACAUUCGAGUGGCAUACGUGGACAUUGA